GUAUAAUGUAUAUGUAUAUGUAUAAUGGAUUAUCUCGUAUACAAUGCACAGUUGAACAUGCAGUAAACUUGAGGUUUCGGUUACUUGCUAAUUGUCAUGAUUGUUUGAGCAUACAUCGUUGCCGUUAGGUAUCUUCUUAGAGCCAGAAUAUGUAAUUCUUAAAGCCAGUUGCAUCGCCAGACAUGAUCAGUAUACUAUUAGUCGGCUGCUUUGUUCUCGUGUCUAUUAUAAGCGGUGAAAUUAUUAAUUGGGAUCAAUCCUUAAAGAAUAAUGCAGCUUUGGAGAUUCAGUCAUUCAACUCCCACUCUAAUCAUCAGGGGAAGUUUUUUCCACUAUUCAGUGUUGUGCGUUUCGCCAACACCCAGUGCUUAUCGAGCACCGAUCAACUCAACGGCACGUGUUUUACAAGACGAGAGUGCAUUAAUUAUGGAGGUAAUCCCUCAGGAUCGUGCGCUAACGGAUUAGGCACUUGUUGUGUGUUUCAAAAAUCUUGCGGCUCUACUUCUAACAUGAACAAUACAUAUUUCGUAAGUCCAAGAUAUCCAAUCACUUAUCAAGGAGGAGAACGAUGCACGAUCACGGUACAACGUUGUAAUUCUAACAUAUGUCAGUUGCGGUUGGAUUUCUUGGAGGCCACUUGGGCACAACCCAAUGCAACUGGAUAUUGCGAUUUCGACGUAUUUUUAGUAUCUGGUGGUUCGUCAACGGUACCCAGACUAUGCGGGGAAAAUACUAAUCAACAUGUAUACGUUGACUUCAACGGAGCGACACCGAUCUCUAUAUCCGUCGACACUAACGCGGGUUACGCGUUCGAUCGACGCUGGAACAUAAGGAUUCAGCAAAUAGCAUGCGAUUCUCUGUGUAGAGCUCCUAAUGGAUGUUUACAAUAUUACAAGACUGUCUCUGAUAUUGUAAUGAGUUUCAACUAUGGUACAACAGAAAAUGCCCGAGCUCCUCAAAUUGGAACACGACAAUUGGUGAACAACCGUUACGGUGUAUGCGUCAGAAUGGCUUUAGGAUAUUGUAGUAUCGAGUGGUCUCAAAUGGACAGAUUUUCUUUCUCCGUUUCUGGAGAUACGGGAUCGUUUGAUCCAGAUAUAAUAGGUACAGACUUGGUAGCAGAAUCUGGUGCGAGCUGCACGAAUGAUUUUGUGAUUAUACCCGACCCACGUGAAAAUGGCGUUCCCACUAAUACAGAUAGGUUUUGCGGAAAUGGAUUUAUCACUAAAACAUCGAACUUAAAACCAUUCGUGCUUUAUGUUGUUACAAAUGGUGACGAAAUGCAAGAAGCUCAAAACAAAGGCUUUAAGCUUAUGUUUCGUCAACUACCUUGUGCAGUUUAAGAACACUGUUAUGCAAGAUACAUAUACGUAAGUUAUGAGAAUUUUGACGGAGAA
Molecule: messenger RNA, 1397 nt
Organism: Camponotus floridanus (Florida carpenter ant)
Lineage: Eukaryota; Metazoa; Arthropoda; Insecta; Hymenoptera; Formicidae
Exons: 9
Coding region: 183-1343 (386 amino acids)
Source: RefSeq, a predicted model, not a curated record